GCGUCGAGUGAGCUGUAUAAUAAUGGUGGAUCGCGCGAUGUUUUCGAGCCUGUGUCGUGUAGAGCUAAGAAAAAUGAUGGCCGCUGUACUGACAUUAGGAUUACACCAACUUAUUCUACUCGUCUAUUGUUUGAAUCAGGUCUCCUGCGACACCUUCAGCUCUCCUAACCCCCGAGCUGGUGAUGUCAUCGACAAGUUCGAGCUGGACAUGGGCUCUAGUGGACCGAAGUCCAGCUUGUUCUCCGAGUGCCAAGCUCUAGCCAACACCAUCGAGGGAAGUCUGUACUCUGUUCCCAUCUCGGAAAAUAUUGAAUACCUUCGCUUCUCCCCUCUCCAAAGUCGUGCGAUGGAAUGGACAGAAUCAACAACUGAUGGUGACACAGGAGUCCUAGCGUGCAUCCUGAAGGCGGCCGAGCUUUUGGCCUGGAUGGUCAAGUACGAAGGCAAAUGUCUUGCCACAUUCAGCGACGUCUACAACUCCACUGAAGAACAGAGCUGCGACGACCCCCAAGAGGUCGUUUACGUCAUCACAGGCUUCAACAUGUUCCUCAACGCCCGCGUGCCGUUCUUUGAGUCCAACGAAUGCUACAAGAGCUUGCCGACCGGCAUUGUUCUUUCCGACUCGCUUUCUAUGCCGCCUAUAAGAAACUGCUGCGCCGUCCUCGACGAUUACAAGAACUGCUACGAUUUUCCAACCAACAUUUCUUCGUUCUUACAAGCAAAAUUGGAUUGUCAGGGACUGGGUCUGACGCUCGCAAAUUAUGAAUUAUAUGUGGAUGUCGAAGGGGAUGGUCAUAUUUAUGACGCUUUACCAGCAAAUGAUGUCGCCAUCGACUACAGCCGCGGAAAGGACGGCGUGUGGCGUUGGCCCGGCGGUGAGGAAAAGUCGUUUCCAUGGAUGGAACAACCAGAAGACUAUCACGAUUGCGCCAUCGGUAUUUUCGGUGAAGGUGUAUAUUUAGUUCCGGUCCGUUGCAGCGACCGCAUCAGACAAGCACUUUGUAUGGAAACUCAAAGUGCUAAGCAGAAAUGUCCCACUGACUAGCUGAUGAUCGAACACGACUUCUCUUAGGUGGGCUAUUGGCUCUUCAUCUUUAAAAGUUCAUUUAAAAUUGUUGCUCUGUAAUCAACUCUUAAGGCUUGUAGUCAA
Hyalella azteca is the source of this 1150-nucleotide messenger RNA. RefSeq lists its product as uncharacterized. The record is from RefSeq and is a predicted model, not a curated record. The coding region runs from base 23 to 1045 and encodes 340 amino acids. The transcript is spliced from 7 exons. NCBI's taxonomy places the organism in Eukaryota, Metazoa, Arthropoda, Malacostraca, Amphipoda, Hyalellidae.